This is a messenger RNA of Brenthis ino (lesser marbled fritillary), 4716 nucleotides long. Lineage: Eukaryota; Metazoa; Arthropoda; Insecta; Lepidoptera; Nymphalidae. The record is from the annotation of a GenBank genome assembly.
AUGAAAGAAGUAUUUCAGGUCCAUAUAGUAAUGAAUAUUAACAAUUCGCCGCCCACCACUUCGUUUACUUUACGUAGGUAUAUCAUGAGCCAGAUAGUGACGCGCAAGGGGCCGGUGAAGGAGGAUAAGGAAAAGCGACAAACGGACAGCCCGGUAAAAGAAAUGAAAAAGAAAAUAGCUGCCAAUGCGGAGAAAGAAAAGCAAGCUGCCGAAAAAAAUGCUGAAAAACCUGUUCAAAGUGAGAAAAAACACGAAAAAGCCAAAGAAAAUACAGAUAAACCUGUCGAAAAACCUGCUGACAAAAAAGACAAACAAGAGAAGAGUGCAGACAAAAGUGGAGAAAAGAAAGACAAGGUAGAGAAAAGUGACAAGAAAGAAUCGUCUGACAAAAAAGAGACUAAAGAAGAUAAACCCGCAGAAAAGAAAGAAAAGCCUGCUGAGAAGAAAGAAGUAGCUCAACCAGAGAAAAGCAAUGACAAUAAUAAAGAGAAAGGUGGAAAGGCGGAACUACCAGACGACAAACAGAAGAAGCCAGAGCAAAAAGCGCGCGAAAACGGGGCGAAGGUGACAAACGGGGAACAAAAUGGCGACACGGUGAGUUCGGACGAAGACCUCCAGUCCGACGUUGAGAGAGACGAGAUGUUUCCGGAGCUCGCCUAUGAGGACUCUGAUGGGGAAUACUUCGAACCCCCAACUCCUGAAGGGCUACCUAGCCGUAGCUACACCAGGCGGUCUCAGGUGAAGGCGACACGCACGCCGGAGACUCCUCGACCGGCCUCGGAUAAACGAGAUCGAGAUUAUGUACCGGAUGAUUCAAAACUACUGAAAAUGAAAGACGAUACGCCGUCGUCCGAUCGCAAACUACGUUCGGCCGACUCUCCCAAACCGCAAGACAAAAAAAUUGAAAAAGUCCAGGACAAAAAAUCCGAAUCUCCAAAAAAAGAUACUUUGAAAGCAGUACAAGAAGAGCAGAAGGAAGAGAGCGAGAAGGAUGCAAAUGAAAGACAGAAGAAUGAAGUCGAAAUUGAAGUCGUUGUUGAAGUUGAAAAUGAAGACGAGACACGCGUGAAGGCGGACACGAACUUCUCGAAGUCGCGGGUCAAAGUGUCGCCGUACAGGCGCAGCGCUCGCGUCGCCGACGUCGACGUGUCGCUCGUGGCUAAUUAUACAGGCAAUAACACAACAAUGGAAAUGGAUAUAACAGAGUCGUCAUCUUUCAUGACGGAGGAGACCCCAGAAAGCCCCUACCUGAGCGGCCUACGCAGCAUCCGAGGACGAAGAUCUUAUAAGCCUCUGAAGGAGAUGAAAAGAAACUUCGGUGUUAAUUGGAUUACUCGACCCACUACUACCAGUGGUAAGGUGUCCGAACAACACAGCCGGCCGACAGGCACAGUGGUGGGACGCAAGCGCAAGCCCGACGCGGACGAGGCGGAGGCGGACCGAGAGGCGGAGGCGGAGAGGGAGGCAGAGGUAGAGGUGGGGGUGGAGGCGGAGGAGAGGCGGGGAGGCAAGCGCGCCCGGCUGCUGGACCGCCUCGCGCGCCCCUUCCGCGCCGCCUCCACGCCGCUAGUGGCGAGGAGGAAUGCGGAGAUCGUAGGUAUCAACACAGACCUGCCCCUGACGGCCCCCGUGGCCGGCCCCGACCCCUUCGACCCCGAAGCCAUCAAGCCCCCCAUGCCCCUCACGGUCCCCCACGUGACCCUCACGCCCCCCCACGGGGGCCCCGCGGGCACCGCGGCCGAACGCGACGCGAAGAGGUGUGUGCUCAUUGUUGGAGAGUUGUUGGAGAAGUACGUGCCGACGUCUACAGAGAAAACAAUGGGGUGGCACACCGCCCUCUUCCUGCUGGCCGCAGUCCAGCUCAGCGCACAGUACCUGUUGCCUGGCGACGUGACUCCUUCACAUUACGAUGUCCGACUAAUAUACGACAUAGACCCGAAGAGCAACUUCAGCUUCUUCGGUGUAGUCGACAUUUUGAUAACACCAAAGCAAAAUACCCCAAAAAUCGUGCUUCACGCCCAAGAUUUUUCAAUUGAUGAAGACAGAAUCACAGUGGUUGGUCCAGAUGAAUCACCUAAAGUUAAUGACGUCAAAUAUAAUGAAACUCUAAACUUUGUGGUCAUCUUUCUGAGUGAAGAGUUAAAAGAGAAUGAGAUCUAUAAGCUAACGAUACCGUUUUCUGGCAACUUGGUCAAAGGUCUUGACGGCGCUUACAUCAGUACCUAUACCAACAAGAAAAACCAAAAAACUGAGUACCUAAUAUCGACUCAAUUUGAAGCUAUAUCAGCUCGCAAGGCUUUCCCCUGCUUUGACGAGCCCAUUUACAAAGCUACCUUCAGUAUCAAUGUGGCUCAUCACAGAGACUACACAGCGGUUUCUAACAUGCCGUUACUUUCUUCAAGUGAUACCAAUGCCCUUGAAGAACAUUGGCCGUGGCAAAGUAUAGGAGAGAAAUUCAAGAAGGAUAAAUCAUUAUUCAAAUGGGACCAAUUCGACAAAUCAUUGCCGAUGUCAACUUACCUAGUGGCUUACGUUGUGUCCACCUUCGCCUACGUGGAGAGUCCGCCAGAACUAUCUCAUACUAAGUUCAGAAUAUGGGCCCGAAGUGAUGCUAUCGAUCAGACAUCUUACGCGGCCCAAAUAGGUCCGAAAGUGCUAUCCCACUUCGAGAAAUGGUUCAACGUGCCCUUCCCUCUUCCGAAGCAGGACAUGAUCGCCAUCCCCGACUUCGCGGCCGGUGCUAUGGAAAAUUGGGGGUUGAUAACUUAUAGGGAAACGGCAUUGUUGUAUGACAAGAAAGAGUCGUCCUUCCUUAAUAAGGAACGAGUAGCUGAGGUCGUAGCCCACGAGUUGGCCCACCAGUGGUUUGGCAACCUGGUGACUAUGAAUUGGUGGUCUGAUCUCUGGCUCAACGAGGGUUUCGCCACAUUUAUGGGCACAGUGGGUAUGGCGGCCGUUGAGCCCGAGUGGCGCGUGGAAGUGAACAAGGGUAUAGACGACAUCUUAUCUGUCCUUUCUUUGGACGCUUUGGAGUCUUCUCAUCCGGUGUCAAUGCCAUUGGACGAUCCCAAGCGCAUAUCAGAGAUAUUCGACACGAUCUCGUACUUAAAGGGCGCGGCACUCAUACGCAUGAUGCGCAUGUUCCUUGGGGAGGAUGUCUUUAGGAAGGCCUUGCAUAACUAUCUAAUGAAAUACUCGUACUCCAACGCGGAGCAAGACGACCUGUGGGCAGAGCUGACAGCUGUCAACAGGCAAUAUGACGGCCUGAGCAGAAACGUCACCGUCAAGCAGGUUAUGGACACGUGGACCAAGCAGACCGGCUUUCCGCUGCUCACCGUCAACAGGGACUAUGCUGACAACUCCUUGACUUUGUCACAGAAAAGAUACUUCUCCCUGAGCCCUUCCACCCGCACCACAUCAUCCUGGUGGGUGCCUCUCAGCGUGCUCUGUCAGAAAGAGGAUCCCUCCAGCCAACAGGUCCAGUGGUUAGGAGAGAAUGAAGGUGUGGGUCAGGAGCACAGGUUCGAGCACGGGGCUGGGCCUGAUGAGUGGGUGCUAUUCAAUUAUAAUAUGAUUGCUCCGUACCGCGUACAGUACGACGAGCGCAACUGGAAGCUUCUGACCAAGACGUUAACCAGCGACAGGUACACCACGAUCCCGAUGGAGGGUCGCGUGCAACUGUUGUCGGAUGCAUUCGCCCUCGCUUGGAACAACGAGUUGGAUUAUGGAACUACUAUGGAGCUCGCAAGUUACCUCCGACGUGAAACAGAAUAUGCACCACUCAGUACCGGUGUUGAUGCUUUAGGAAAAAUCGAGAACGUUCUAAAGAGAACAGCUGACUAUGGAGCUUUCCAGAAGUUCAUGAGGAGAUUGAUCAGUAACGCCUAUGAAAAAGCCGGCGGUUUAUCCGUUAAGAAAAUUGUCAAUGGAGAUGAUCUAAAUAGUGUUAAAAUGCAGGUAUUGACGAGUUCAUGGGCAUGCCGAGUGAAGGUGGCGGGCUGUGAAGAGAACGCCAUGCAGAUGUUCCAGCAGUGGAUGGACACUGAGAAUCCCGAUGAGAACAAUCCCAUCCCCGUGGAUCUGCGUCGCACAGUGUACUGUGUAGCGCUAGCGCGCGGUGGUGUCCGAGAGUGGCGCUUUGCUCUCGCCCGGCGGAGGAACUCUAACGUGGCGGCAGCUCGAAACCAACUGCUGUAUGCACUGGCCUGCUCGCGAGAUGUGUGGAUACUGGCGCAGUAUUUAGAGUGGACGGUAACGGAUGGUUCUGAAAUCCGUCGCCAGGACGGUGGCAGUGUAAUAAGUUCUGUGGUGCACUCCACCGUCGGGUACUACGUAGCUAAGGACUUCAUCUACAACAGGAUCGAGGAUUUACAUAAUGCUUUCCGCGGCCAGAACAGAGUUAUGGGUAGAAUUCUAAAAGCGUUAUUGAAUCAGUUCACUACUGACAAGGAACUUAAUGAGUUCCUGGAAUGGAAAGAAAACAACGCCAAGUACCUCUCCGAGUCGAAAAUCGCAGUAUCUCAAGGCAUUGAGAAUGCGCGUCUUAACAUCGCCUGGUUGAAGAAGAACAAGAAAACAGUCGUUGACAAGCUUCGACAAUAUUCUCUCCCUCCAAGCCCGUACGUAGCGCCGUGGAAAUCAAGACCAGUGUUUUUAUCCGCUUUGUACGCUAUACAUAAUAUAACAAGGAUGAAACUUAAAAAAUACGUUUUUAGA